GCCCCGCCCCGCCGGUUCUCGGAAGCAGCCUCGGGGCGGGCGGGCCGGAUCUCCCCUACGCCGGCGCGGAAGCGGGCGUAGGGGUGCGUAUCCCGGCGCCCGGCGGCUGCUCGCGGCCCCCCGAGCGCCCACCCGGGCUCCAUGCGCGACCAUGGCGCAGAGCCUCCGGAGCUGGCUGGGCGGCUGCCUCCUGGUGUCAGCAUUAGGAAUGGUGCCACCUCCUGAAAAUGUCAGAAUGAAUUCAGUUAAUUUCAAGAACAUUCUACAGUGGGAGUCGCCUGCUUUUCCCAAGGGGAAUCUGACUUUCACAGCUCAGUACCAAAGUUAUAGGAAAUUCCAAGAUAUAUGCACUAGUACUGUCUUGACGGAAUGUGAUUUCUCAAGUCUUUCCAAGUAUGGUGACCACACCUUGAGGGUCAGGGCUCAAUUUGAAGACGAGCAUUCAGACUGGAUAAACAUCACCUUCUGUCCUGUGGAUGACACCAUUAUCGGACCUCCCAGAAUCCAAGUGGAAGCACUUGCUAAUUCUUUACAUAUGCGUUUCUUAGCCCCGAAAAUUAAGAAUGAACCUGAAACAUGGACCAUGAGGAAUAUUUAUAACUCAUGGACUUAUCAUGUGCAAUAUUGGAAAAAUGGCUCUGACGAAAAGUUUCCAGCUACUGGUCAGUAUGACUUCGAGGUCCUCCGAAAUCUUGAGUCACACACCACUUACUGUGUUCAAGUCCGAGGGUUUCUUCCUGAUCGGAACAAAACUGGGGAGUGGAGUGAGCCUGUCUGUGAGCAGACAACCACUGACGAAACCACCCCCUCCUGGGUCGUGGCCGGUGUCCUGGGAGCCUCGGUGUGCGCCGCCCUCCUGCUGCUCAUUGGCUGCUUCGUCUUGCUGCGGUGCGUUUACAAGAAAGCCAAGCAUGCCAUCCCCCCGAGGAAUUCUCUUCCACAGCACCUGAAAGAGUUUCUGAACCACUCUCAUCACAGCACACUUCUCUUAUUCUCCUUCCCACUGGCUGUUGAGAAUGAAGUCUUUGACACGCUGAGCGUCAUCACAGAAGUGUCCGAAAGCCACACGCCGAAGCUCGGGGCGGGCUGCAGCCUCAGCACCUUGUCUGGGCCGUGAUCCCCUGAGCUGGUCUCCGAGGAGGAAACACACUCAGCCGGGCACAGCGACCCCCUCCUUCUCACGCCUGCCUCUGAAGGUGAUCAGGGCAGCCGACAAACAAGGGCUGAGACCAGCUGAGUAACACCCAAAUUGAGAACCUCAGACGCUGGGACAACAUCCACACCGCCAAGGAGCCGGAUUUGAAAGGCUCACUUGGCACAAAUACUCCAUCUUGGGAACUAGCCACCUUAUAAAGGCCUUAAUGAUUUGAAAAAACAGUUAGCCACUGAAGGUAUGAUCUUCAGCCUCAUGUGCUCACUCAUAUAAAAAAGUUCCAGGGAAUUCCCUGGCGGUCCAGUAGUUAGGAUUCGGCGCUCUCACUGCUGGGGCCUGGGUUCAAUCCCUGAUCAGGGAACUAAGAUCCCACAAGCCACACGGCCCAACAAACAAAACGAAAAACAAGUUUUAAAUGGUGAGAAACAAAAAAUAUUUAAAAUGCUGUAAAACAUUUGCUGUAAAACCUGACCAGAGUAAAACCAAGAUGCUGUAAAACCUGACCGGAGUGCCGAUAGACUGAUGUGAAAAAUGGCCUCGACUCAAAAGUAACCGUCAGCAAACACUGUACAUGUACAGAGCGCAGACUCUGUGGAUUCUCAGGGACACUUUGACUGGAUUUAUUUUUCUAUGCGGACACAUUUUAUAUAUAUAGUGCUGGUGCUCAAUUAAAGUCUUAUUCUCUGUUUAA
Balaenoptera ricei (Rice's whale) is the source of this 1844-nucleotide messenger RNA. RefSeq names its product interleukin 10 receptor subunit beta (gene IL10RB). Gene Ontology annotation, biological process: blood coagulation. Gene Ontology annotation, molecular function: interleukin-10 receptor activity; protein binding. The transcript is spliced from 7 exons. The record is from RefSeq and is a predicted model, not a curated record. Gene Ontology annotation, cellular component: membrane. Lineage: Eukaryota; Metazoa; Chordata; Mammalia; Artiodactyla; Balaenopteridae. The coding region runs from base 152 to 1117 and encodes 321 amino acids.